ACCCCCACCACCACCACCACCACCGCCGCCUCGACUCUGGCUGGCAGCAGAGCUCUGGGAUGCUGAAGCAGAGCAGAAGCGUAUCGGCGGCGCCACGAGUGUGAGUGGGAUGAGGGCUGAGAGUGGAGAUGUAAAUGGGGAUGCAGCACUUUCGGCAAGAAUCCGGACAUUCAUUCAGUUUUAAAGUGCUCCGCAUUAAAUUGCAAACAGCGUCUCUCCUCUCUGAAGCAAUCCAUUAUUGACGAUUAAUGUCAAAACGCAUGCUUGAGCAGCUUAAUGCUGCCUCACUGGGUGGAACAUCGCUAAUGGAAGGUAAACCUUAUAAGAGCCAGCCUAUCAAAAUACACCUAAGAGCAGCAUGAUGCCCUCGAAAGUGUCAUGUUUGUACAUACUGACGGUGGUCUGCUGGGCGAGCGCCCUGUGGUACUUGAGCAUCUCGCGGCCCACGUCCACGUACGUCGGCCACAUGGCUGUGCCUAGACGUAGGAUUGGGAAACCGCCUCCCAAAAACAUCACCUUCACCAACAUCCGCGCCCGCCCCCUCAACCCACAUGCCUUUGAAUUUGUAAUAAACGAGCCGAAGAAGUGCGAAAGCGCCGCGCCCUUCCUGGUUAUCCUCAUCAGCACAACGCACAAGGAGUUUGACGCCCGGCAGGCCAUCCGGGAGACCUGGGGCGACGAGAGCACCUUCAGCGACAUUCGCAUCCUCACCAUCUUUCUGCUGGGCAGGAACACGGAUGAUGUGCUUAACCAGAUGGUGGAGCAGGAGAGCCAGAUCUUCCAUGACAUUGUGGUGGAGAACUUCAUCGAUUCAUACCACAACCUGACCCUCAAGACCCUGAUGGGCAUGCGCUGGGUGGCGACGUUCUGCCCAAAGGCGCAGUACGUCAUGAAGACGGACAGCGACAUCUUCGUCAACAUGGACAAUCUCAUCUACAAGCUUUUAAAGCCCAGCACCAAGCCCAGAAGGAGAUACUUCACGGGAUAUGUGAUAAACGGUGGUCCCAUCAGGGACAUGCGCAGCAAGUGGUACAUGCCCAGAGACUUGUACCCUGAAAACAAAUACCCACCGUUCUGCUCAGGCACCGGCUACGUGUUCUCGGCAGACGUAGCCGAGCUAAUCUACAAGACUUCGCUGCACACGAGACUCUUGCACCUGGAAGACGUGUAUGUGGGAAUGUGUUUGCGUAAACUGGGCAUACACCCUUAUCAGAACAGUGGGUUCAAUCACUGGAAAAUGGCCUACAGCCUCUGCAGGUACAGGCGCGUUAUCACGGUCCACCAGAUCCCCCCGGAGGAGAUGCACCGCAUCUGGAAUGACAUGUCCAGCAAGAAGCACCUCAGAUGUUAGGGGACACGAGGAUCAAUGAACAACAACUCCAAUUUAUCCAACCGACCCCCUCCCCACCCCGACCUCAUUUACUUUGGCCUUUGUAUCCUAUUACAUAUUGUCACAUUUAAUCAUGUAAGAACUGCAGCUGUUUCUGCAAGUCUCAGUUUUAUGACACAUGGAUUCAUUAGCGUCCAUGUCUCAAUUUCUGCUAAUUACAUCAUUUGUAAGGUGUGUAUUGUCACUCAUUCUUAAAGGGCCGGUUCAGGAGUUAUAAAGGUGGGUUCUGUUAAAAGUUUUCAGGCUGUUAAUAUCUUUCCUAACCUGCGGGAGUAAACUCCUAAUGCAUUUUCAUUGAGUACGAAUCCAGCUUGGUUGCUCAGACGGGUUGGAGCCUGGUCUGAAAUAGGCAGUAGGAUAAAAGCGGCCUUAAAAAUCACUCCGGUCCAAACAACGUCAUAUUGGUGUAUGAGAAAUGUUUGAAAAAUACUUUAAACCAAAGUGAUAUUUUCAUUGGAUGGCUAUUUACAGGGAAGCAGAUUAUGUCGCUUCAUGCUUGCUCAGUAUGAGGGAUUGUUGCAAAGCCAUGGACAAUGCAGACGACUCUCCCUGUGGCU
Fundulus heteroclitus (mummichog) is the source of this 1947-nucleotide messenger RNA. RefSeq names its product UDP-Gal:betaGlcNAc beta 1,3-galactosyltransferase, polypeptide 1b (gene b3galt1b). The transcript has 2 exons. The record is from RefSeq and is a predicted model, not a curated record. Gene Ontology annotation, molecular function: N-acetyl-beta-D-glucosaminide beta-(1,3)-galactosyltransferase activity. NCBI's taxonomy places the organism in Eukaryota, Metazoa, Chordata, Actinopteri, Cyprinodontiformes, Fundulidae. Gene Ontology annotation, cellular component: membrane. Bases 359 to 1351 code for a protein of 330 amino acids.